Helobdella robusta is the source of this 1755-nucleotide messenger RNA. RefSeq lists its product as hypothetical. The record is from RefSeq and is a predicted model, not a curated record. Bases 1 to 1755 code for a protein of 584 amino acids. The transcript has a single exon. Lineage: Eukaryota; Metazoa; Annelida; Clitellata; Rhynchobdellida; Glossiphoniidae.
AUGGAGCAGAAAACACUGGAAAAGGAAAUUGAAGAGCACGAAAAUUUGUUGAAAUUGGAGAAAGAAAAACUGUUGCGAUUCAUUGAGAUGAGUGAGACGAACAAGCGCAAGAUGGCAAAAGAAGUCUGUCAAAAAUUAAAUGAAAUCGAGAAGCAGUAUUUUGCGAAAGCGACUACGAGCGAGACGAAAAAACGGCGAUCAUCGAAUGAUCAACACGAGAAAUUGGAUUGUAAUUACAACACAUGUGUAAACAGUAAAAAUGGUAACUCGAAUGCUAAUAAUUGUAACAAUACAAAAAAUAUUCGCAGUUUUAAUUCAGAAAAUAAUAAUAACGGCCCAAAUAAUUUUUGCAAUGAAGAUGAAGGUUAUCAAAAUAAUUCUUAUAUGGAUAAAAGCAAUUGUUAUGCCAAUUGCUGUUUGUAUGAUAAGGAUUCAGCAGCUGUAGAAGAUCAAAAGAUGAAGUCCAAGAAGUUUGAUACAAAUUUCACAGCUGGGGAUAACAUAAUUAAAAAUAACAAUUACUGUUUCAAUGAUUCUGUUGGUGGGAGUUGUUUUAAGGAUGGACCUAACGAUACACUGGAGAUCGAUAGGAGAAGUAGAAGAUUGACCCACCAAGUCGCCGACAGCCUUAACAAGUACAUUCACACUGAACUGCCAGACACUAAACUUUUUAUUAAAACCUGGUCAACCGUAAGCAACUGCAGCAGUUACACCAAUUACAACAACCUUGACCACAACAACAACAACGACAAUUACAACAACCUUGACCACAACAACAACAACGACAAUUACAACAACCUUGACCACAACAACAACAACGACAAUUACAACAACAUUGACAACAGUAGCUUCAGCAGCAGUAUUAGCAAUGAUAAUUUUUCAGAUAGUGAUAAUUUUUAUUUGUCAAAUUCAAAUAAAAAUGACAUUAGCAACAUAAUUAAAAGUCAGAAAUCUAAAAAACUUUACAAAAACAAACAUUUGAUGAAAUCUGUGAAAUCAAAUGAAAAAAGCGGAAGCAAUACAUAUUUGAAAUCAGAUAAUGAUUCGCAGUAUGAAAGCUCGCUGUCGUCCAUUAGCAUAAACAAAAAAGUUGACGAGAAGAUUGAGAAGAAAAAAUCUAAAGUGAAAAAGAAUAAAUCAGACUUACCAUUGAAUUGGAAGAAAGUAAUAAAUAAGUUGAUGAACCUGGAAUUAAAUGAAAAUAAACCACAUUCAGCUGACGGAAAUAUAAAGAGUCACAGCAUAAAUUUGAAUAAGAUUGGACAGGAGAAAAUAUUUGAACAAAAUGCAACAAGGAAACAGGAUUGCUCAAAUGAGAACAUCGUGCGACAGGAUAGACAAACUUUAUUAUCAAAAAACAACUUGGCAGCAGAACAUUCAGCAACUUAUCAAUACCCCAACCUUAACUUUCAAUCAUAUCAUCAAACUUGUCAGAAACUAGCUGGAAAAAUUUCAAACGAACCGAAACGUCCGAUAGCCAACAAAUUUGCAACCCCCACCAUCACCACCACCAACAACAACAAUAACAAGCCACAACAGAAUACAUCGAAACAAGAAGAAAGAUACAAAGAUGGCCAAUGUUACACGUCGAACGCAACAGCUCUGAAAGGAACUGAGGUGAAAAAUGAGCAAUACGAUUGGUCGAAAGUUGCGCCCGAUCUCGAUGAAGCGGCGCGGAUGGUCAUCGGCAACAUCUCCAACGUCAAGCCGGCCAAAAAGAAGAAUGCAAGCUUCUCUCUGCUAGAAAGAAUUUAA